AUGUUACCAAUUUCAGUUGAUCAUGGAGGUAGAUUCGAUCGAUCUAUGUGGGAAGCCUACGUCUCUGCAAACAAAUUAUUUUCCCAGAAAGUAAUUGAAGUCAUAAAUCCCGAAGAUGAUUUUGUUUGGAUCCAUGAUUAUCAUCUAAUGGUGUUACCUACUUUCUUGAGAAGACGAUUUAAUCGUUUAAGAAUGGGGUUCUUCCUCCAUAGCCCAUUCCCUUCUUCCGAAAUUUAUAGAACACUUCCUGUUAGAGAAGAAAUCUUAAAAGCUAUACUCAACUCCGACCUAAUCGGAUUCCACACCUUCGAUUACGCCCGUCAUUUCCUUUCCUGUUGUAGUCGGAUGUUUGGAUUGGAAUACCAAUCCAAAAGAGGGUAUAUAGGAUUAGAUUACUACGGAAGAACAGUCGGAAUCAAGAUAAUGCCAGUUGGAAUCCAUAUGGGACAGAUAGAAUCUGUGAUGAAAACUGAUAAAGAAUCAAGAACCAAGGAACUAAAGCAACAAUUUGAAGGAAAAAACGUGUUGCUUGGAGUUGAUGACAUGGACAUCUUCAAAGGCAUCAAUCUGAAGCUUUUAGCAAUGGAACAAAUGCUUAAACUACAUCCAUCUUGGCAAGGAACAGCUGUUCUUGUCCAAAGUGCAAAUCCAACUAGAGGUAAAGGUGGAAUACAUUUGGAAGAAAUUCAAGCUGAAAUUCAAGAAAGCUAUAAACGUAUAAAUGAAGAAUUCGGUAAACCCAGGUAUCAACCAAUUGUUUAUAUAGACAAACCAAUGUCAGUUAAUGAAAGGGUUGCUUAUUACAGUAUAGUUGAAUGUGUUGUGGUGACAGCUGUAAGAGACGGAAUGAAUUUAACUCCAUAUGAAUACAUCGUAUGUCGAGAAGGAAUUCCCAAUUCCAAUUCCGAUUUUGAUUCCGGUCCCAAGAAAAGCAUGCUAGUGGUAUCGGAGUUUGUGGGGUGUUCUCCUUCUUUGAGUGGUGCAAUUCGUAUCAAUCCUUGGAAUGUUGAAGCAACUGCUGAAGCAAUGAAUGAAGCUAUAUCAAUGGGAGAACCUGAGAAACAAAUGAGACAUGAGAAGCAUUAUCGAUAUGUGAGUACACAUGAUGUGGCUUAUUGGUCUAGAAGCUUCUUGCAAGAUAUGGAAAGAAGUUGUGCAGAUCAUUUUAGGAAAAGAUGUUGGGGAAUCGGUUUAGGUUUUGGGUUUAGAGUUGUGAGUCUUGAUCCGAACUUCCGGAAGCUUUCGAUUGAUGAUAUUGUAUCAGAUUACUUAAAGGCUAAACGAAGGGCAAUUUUGUUGGAUUAUGAUGGAACUGUAAUGCCUCAAAAUUCCAUUAUUAAGACACCAAGUAGAGAAGUUAUUUCACUUCUGAAUAGGCUUUCUAGUGAUCUGAAUAAUACGGUUUUUAUUGUUAGUGGAAGAGGUAGGGAGAGUUUAAGCAAGGCUUUUUCUCCAUGUAGGAAGCUUGGAAUUGCAGCUGAACAUGGCUACUUCAUAAGGUGGUGUCAAGAUGUGGAGUGGGAGACGUGUGGUCAAAGUAGUGAUUUUGGAUGGAUGGAUAUGGCUAAACCUAUCAUGAAACUAUAUACAGAAUCAACUGAUGGAUCAUCUAUAGAAACUAAAGAAAGUGCUUUAGUUUGGCAAUAUAGAGAUGCAGAUCCAGGGUUUGGAUUUGCUCAAGCAAAAGAGAUGCUUGAUCAUCUUGAAAGUGUUUUGGCAAAUGAACCUGUUGUUGUUAAAAGUGGUCAAUAUAUUGUGGAAGUUAAACCUCAGGCAUCAAGUAAAGUUGGACAAAAACCAAGUAAAGCAAAAUAUUAUCUUGAUGACACCAAUGAAGUUAUUUUAAUGCUUCAAAGUCUGGCUGAAGCUACCGACUCUCCCGUGUUAUCUGAAGAUGAAAAUUGUAGGUCCCAUUAUCCUUAA
Messenger RNA from Lactuca saligna, 1923 nucleotides. NCBI's taxonomy places the organism in Eukaryota, Viridiplantae, Streptophyta, Magnoliopsida, Asterales, Asteraceae. The record is from the annotation of a GenBank genome assembly.